AUGCACCCGUUCGCGUCAUACGUUUUGCGCAGCUAUUAUCGUGGAACAGGAUGGAACGAGGAUAACCUAUACGCGAAUCUCACUCGUUCGUCAAAUGCUAUCCUGGAUUUUAGCGUACCCAGAGGACUGCAUUUUUCUAUCUCGAAGUCGCCAAAUCCUCUGUUCAAGACCACAUACUCCAUGAAUGCCCUUCCAUCUCUGAACGGGUCGAUAGGCUACAUAUUCACGUCGUGCGAACUGGACGUGAAAGGCUCCGGGGACGUACGGUUCAAGGACAUGAUAGAUCGCUUCAGGGUGUAUGACCAACCUCGCAGACCAGAGGGGAAAGAGGAAGAGUGGCUUGCGGGCGAGCGAGUCGACACUCGCGACUACCUCCUGUACGGCCGAGUUUAUAUACCAACCGGUCGACUUGAUGCCCUCUACUCCACGAGGUUAUCUCCCACUUUGCAGGCCAUGGUAGCGGCCAUCUCUGACCCACGAUCGAGCCUCUUCGCCGAGUCCCCUCGUGGUAUCGCUGCACCUUCGAGCAAUAUUAUGUUCAGCCUACAGCACGACACAGGAAAAUGGUGCACGGAGUAUACAUGGAGCGCUGAGGACGGGAUGUGGGGAGUCCGGUGUCUCCACAACUUUGGGAAGGUAGGAGGCCCGAGCGAACCUGUCGAAGACAGCGAAAAGUCUACAGCGGCUCCUACCAAGACACGCUCCGGGGUGAAGAGAAUUGACGAGGAGGAUGCCAUGGAGGGCGGCCUGAAAGGUCGAAUAUCGGCAGGUGCUGAGUUUUAUUUCAGCGCCAAAGAGAAAAGUGCAGGAGUUUCGACGGGGAUUCGCUUCACGACACUCCCUGAUGCGACGCCACCGUCAUUCCAGCUGCCAUCGUCUUCUCCAACCCAGCCGUCAUUAUUAGCCCACGGUGCCCCGUCACAACCACCAACCACUAUCACCGCUCUCUUCAAUCCGAUGCUCGGCCAUAUGUCUGGUGCAUACUCCGCCCGCGUUUCCCGUGAUCUGUCCAUGAGCUCGCGCUUCGACUUCAAUGUCUACAGCUACGAGAGCGAAUGGUCAAUAGGAGCAGAGUGGUGGACGCGCCGCGGCAGGGGCAUGUUCACGUCAAAUCCCCCGGCCGCAGAUACGUCAGAAAAAACCCCGAGCUCACCUCCCGCUCUCGAAGCUGUCGGCGAUGUGACGGGCGUUGUGAAAGCACGGGCGUCCACAACGACAGAUUUCUCACUAAUGUGGGAAGGACGCCUACACAACAUGCUGGUCAGUCUGGGAAUUGUUUCGAACCUGACGAGCAGGUCAAAACCCAUCAAAGCGAUUGGACUCGAACUUUCGUACUUCAGUUCAGGUUAG
Messenger RNA from Postia placenta MAD-698-R-SB12, 1350 nucleotides. RefSeq lists its product as hypothetical. The record is from RefSeq and is a predicted model, not a curated record. NCBI's taxonomy places the organism in Eukaryota, Fungi, Basidiomycota, Agaricomycetes, Polyporales, Adustoporiaceae. The coding region runs from base 1 to 1350 and encodes 449 amino acids. Gene Ontology annotation, biological process: protein insertion into mitochondrial outer membrane; establishment of mitochondrion localization; phospholipid transport. The transcript has 5 exons. Gene Ontology annotation, cellular component: SAM complex; ERMES complex.